Messenger RNA from Ochotona princeps (American pika), 2103 nucleotides. It is a transcript of the gene GDF5, whose product is annotated as growth differentiation factor 5. The transcript is spliced from 2 exons. The record is from RefSeq and is a predicted model, not a curated record. Gene Ontology annotation, cellular component: extracellular region. NCBI's taxonomy places the organism in Eukaryota, Metazoa, Chordata, Mammalia, Lagomorpha, Ochotonidae. Gene Ontology annotation, biological process: BMP signaling pathway; SMAD protein signal transduction. The coding region runs from base 328 to 1812 and encodes 494 amino acids. Gene Ontology annotation, molecular function: cytokine activity; growth factor activity.
CUUAUACAAGCCUCCUUCAAGCCCUCCGUCAGUUGUGCAGGAGCAAGGGGGCGGUCGGCGUUCUCCUUUCAAGAACGAGUUAUUUUCAGCUGCUGACUGGAGACGGUGCACGUCUGGAUACGAGAGCAUUUCCACUAUGGGACUGGAUACAAACACACGCCCGGCAGACUUCAGGAGUCUCGCACUGAGGACAGAACCUACUCUGCUGCCGCUACUGCUUCUGCCGCUGCCUCUCAAAGUCCACUCCUUUCAUGGUUUUUUCUGCCAAGCCAGAGGCUCCUGCGCUCCUGCUGCCCUUCUCGCUGUCAUCCAGCGGCUGACCAGAGGAUGAGACUCCCCACACUCCUCACUCUCUUGCUUUGGCAACUGGCUUGGCUGGACCUGGAAUUCAUCUGUACUGUGUUGGGUGCCCCUGGUUUGGGCCAGAGACCUCCGGGGGCCAGGCCAGCGCUGACCAAAGCAGAGGCCAAGGAGAAGCCCAACUUGGCCCGGAAUAUCUUCAGGCCGGGGGGUCUAACCACCAAUGCCAGGGCAAAGGGUGGCACCGGGCAGACAGGAGACCUGACCCAGCCCAAGAAGGAUGAACCCAAAAAGCUGCCCCCCAGAUUGGGUAGCCCUGAGCCCAAACCAGGACAUCCUCCCCAGACCAGGCAGUCUGCAGCACGGACUGUGACCCCAAAAGGACAGCUUCCCGGGGGGAAGGUGCCCCCAAAGGCAAUAUCUGUCCCCAGCUCAUUUCUGCUGAAGAAAACCAGGGAACCCGGGACCCCUCGAGAGCCCAAGGAGCCGUUCCGUCCGCCCCCCAUCACGCCCCACGAGUACAUGCUCUCGCUGUACAGGACAUUGUCCGAUGCUGACAGAAAGGGCGGCAACAGCAGCGUGAAGUUGGAGGCUGGCCUUGCCAACACCAUCACCAGCUUCAUUGACAAAGGGCAAGAUGACCGAGGGCCUGUGGUCAGGAAGCAGAGGUACGUCUUUGAUAUCAGCGCCCUGGAGAAGGAUGGGCUGCUAGGGGCUGAGCUACGGAUCCUGCGGAAGAAGCCCUUGGACACAGCCAAGCCGUUGGCCCCCAGCAACGGGCGGGCUGCCCAGCUGAAGUUGUCCAGCUGCCCCAGCGGCCGGCAGCCGGCAGCCUUGCUGGAUGUGCGCUCCGUGCCAGGUCUGGACGGCUCUGGCUGGGAGGUGUUCGACAUCUGGAAGCUCUUCCGAAACUUUAAGAACUCGGCCCAGCUGUGUCUAGAGUUGGAGGCCUGGGAACGGGGCCGGGCCGUGGACCUCUGUGGCCUGGGCUUCGAUCGGACUGCCCGGCAGGUUCAUGAGAAGGCUCUGUUCCUAGUGUUCGGCCGCACCAAGAAGCGGGACCUGUUCUUUAAUGAGAUCAAAGCCCGCUCUGGCCAGGAUGAUAAGACCGUGUAUGAGUACUUGUUCAGCCAGCGCAGGAAACGGCGCGCCCCCUUGGCCACUCGCCAGGGCAAGAGACCCAGCAAGAACCUCAAGGCCCGCUGCAGUCGGAAGGCGCUGCAUGUCAACUUCAAAGACAUGGGCUGGGACGAUUGGAUCAUUGCGCCCCUUGAGUACGAGGCCUUCCACUGCGAAGGGCUGUGCGAGUUCCCCUUGCGCUCCCACCUGGAACCCACAAACCACGCGGUCAUCCAGACCCUGAUGAACUCCAUGGACCCUGAGUCCACACCACCCACCUGCUGUGUGCCCACGCGGCUCAGCCCCAUUAGCAUCCUCUUCAUUGACUCUGCCAACAACGUGGUAUACAAACAGUACGAGGACAUGGUCGUGGAGUCCUGUGGCUGCAGGUAGCACCUCAAACCUCUGUCUUCCUGGGGGCCAAUCCCAGGAGCCCCUUUUUGCACACCUGGCAUCACAGAGGGUUUAGAAGGCUACAGCUGGGAGCAUCUGCAUAGCCUACCAGUGGACGGAUUCCAAGAGCCUCACUCACUCCCUGUGUGCACCUGGGGCUAAAAAUCUCUGUCCCCGAGUUCCCCUCUGAGCAUUUCUGCCCUUUCAUUGCUCUGACUGGCAGAGACAGCCCUGGGGGGGACAGAUUACAGAUGGGACUGAGGUCCUGGAGCCAGUGUUUUCCAAAGAGAC